UUGGGACUUGAGAAUCAAUGGCGCUAAGGUAUCACGAAGGGAGGUUCAGUCGUCAUUGUUGAAGCGGAGUUUUUUGUGUGUUAUUCGUAAUUGUGCAUCUCUUAAUAUUUAUUUAUUCCGAUUUUGAACUGUUUUAACUUAAAAUGAGCAAACGUCGUGCUGAAUCUUCGUCAGGUAGUGGAAGUGGUAGUGGGAGUAGCAGCAGCAGUAGUAGUAGCAGUGAAUCAGAUGCCGAGUCGGGCUUGGUGACUUCGCCAAAGAAACGUCAACGAACUGGGGUUGCAGCCAGCAAUUCCCCGCCUAAGCCGGUAGCACAUGAUUCAGAUUCAGAAACCUCAGAUUCAGAUGAUGACUGGGAUGCUAGUGGCAAGAAGAAGAAGCCCAAGAAGAAGAAAGCUAAACUUAGUUCAGGAAAACCUAAUCGAAAACCCUCAAGUGACAAUGAAAGCCAUUCUGACCCAGAAGAAGGUGAAGUUUCAGAUAACUCUGAUUCUGAUGAUGGAGCUAGAAAAAGUGGAAGUUCUAGUAGCUAUUCCAGCUCUGAGUCUGAAGAAGAAUUUAAUGAUGGGUAUGAUGAGAACCUUAUGGGAGAUGAUAAUGAUCAGGCUCGUCUUGCCUCCAUGACUGAAAAAGAAAGAGAAGAAGAGCUGUUCAACCGAAAUGAAAGAAGAGAAGUUAUGAGGACAAGGUUUGAAAUUGAAAAGAAACUAAAGGCUGCCAAACGUAAAGAGCAGCACAAGAAAAAAUCUUCCCAUAAAGGCAAGAAGGACAACAAAGACAAGGGGCUUUCUAAGGACUGGGGUGAUAAAGAUCUCGACAAAGAUGUUAAAGAGAGAAGUAAGGAACGAAAGAAGACUGUUGAAGAAAACAAGGGGAAGACCGACAAGAAAGCUCAGGCUAUGACCGCCUUGAAAGCUCGCCGAGAGGAAAAGAAAGAGAGAGAGGAAAAGGAGAAACAGCGCAUUGAAGAUCGCAAGAACGACGAUAAGGAUGGAGAUCUCGACGGGGUAUCUGCCGAUGCUAACAAGAAGAAACUGAAAGCAUCUGAUGUCUACUCUGACGAUAGUGGUUCCGAUUCAGAUUCUGGAUCUGAUUUUAGCACAGAUAAACACGGUGCUGCUGGUAAAUCCUCAUUUCCCUCAUCAAGCAAACGACAGCAGAGCAGCUCCAGUAGCAGUAGUAGUGAUUCCGAUGAGGACGACAAAAAAAGUAGCAAAGCUAAGAAGCCGGUGUUUGUUGAAAGCAAAGAGCAGCUGGGACGAAUUCGUUUAUCUCGUCACAGGCUUGAAAAAUGGGUGCAUGCACCUUUUCUCAAACGAGCUAUUGUUGGUUGCUUUGUUCGAGUUGGAAUCGGCAUGAACAACGGCAGAUCAGUUUACAGGAUUGCCGAAAUCAUUGAUGUCUGUGAAACCGGCAAAAUUUAUCAACUAGGCUCCACCAAAACAAACAAAGGAAUACGACUGAAGCAUGGUGCUCAAGAAAGAGUUUUUCGGAUUGAAUUCGUUAGCAAUCAGGAUUUCAGUGACUCAGAAUUCAAAAAAUGGUUGGACGAUUGUAACACUCAGGGAACAUCUCCUCCAACUCUAGAAGAUAUCGAGAAAAAGCUCAAAGACAUAAAAGAAGCUGCCAAUUUUGAAUUCAAUGAAGAAGACAUUAACCAGAUGUUGGAAGAAAAAGGACGAUUCCGGAAGACUCCUUACAACUAUGCUAUGCGUAAAAAUCAAUUGAUGAAGGAACGAGACGUAGCUCUACUAAAAGGAGAGGAAGAAGAAACGGAACGCAUCACUAAAGAAUUGGCCGAACUGGAGGAGAGAGCUGAUGAGCUGAGCAAGCGAUCUCUUUCAACAACGCUGUCGUCUAUUUCGUUCAUCAAUGAACGUAAUCGCAAGCGCAAUGUAGAAAGAGCAGAAGAAGCCAUUCUUGAGGAGAUUCGAGCCAGUGGAGGACAGAAAACCGAAGAUCCGUUCACUCGAAGAAGCACUAGGCCCGGAAAGUCAGGAGGUUACCGUCCUAAUGCCGAUGGAAUUCCGCCUGGACCCGACCCUCUUGCUCCAGUAAUUAAAACUGAAAGUCAGUCGGCAACUGCCAAUAAUGAAGGCAGAACUGAUUCGAAAGACAAAGCUAAACUGGUUGCAAAGCCAAAAACUAGUGAUCUAUUUUCUGCACACGAUUUUGAUAUAAAAAUAGAUUUAGAAGUCCCUCUUCAAUCUCAACCAGUUGCUGUCACUCCAAAACCUGUGGCCAACCUGAAAGAAGCCCCUCGUCGUUCCCUCAACUUAGAAGAUUAUAAGAAAAAACGUGGAUUAAUUUGAACUAGAAGCUCCCUUUACUCACAUUGACUUAAAAGCAUAAAAGACUAAUAAAUUAAAAUCUUAACAAGUCAGUAUGAAGCAAUUGAACUGACAAACAAAUCAACUUUGUAUUCCUCCAAUAGUGUUAAGCAUGUAUGAUACAUUAAGCCAAUACACAACCUGGCUGAUGUCAUGUAAUAUAUGGAGAGUUGUGUACCAUCAGAUCAUCAACUGAGAUUGAAACAAUAUACUUCCCUGGCACCAUUGCCAAUCCUAAUACACGUGGCUCUUCAGCAGCAUUA
Daphnia pulicaria is the source of this 2593-nucleotide messenger RNA. It is a transcript of the gene Rtf1, whose product is annotated as RNA polymerase-associated protein Rtf1-like. The transcript is spliced from 11 exons. Gene Ontology annotation, molecular function: RNA polymerase II C-terminal domain phosphoserine binding; DNA binding. NCBI's taxonomy places the organism in Eukaryota, Metazoa, Arthropoda, Branchiopoda, Diplostraca, Daphniidae. Gene Ontology annotation, cellular component: Cdc73/Paf1 complex. The record is from RefSeq and is a predicted model, not a curated record. Bases 144 to 2312 code for a protein of 722 amino acids.